UGGUGUCUGGGUGACGGAUAGUGACGCGUGAUCCGGGUGCUGAGUUUUGUAUAUUCACGAAGGAAAUGAUUGUGUUUUUGUAAGAAGAGAGAGAAAAAAAACUGUGUCGUGUAAACUGUGUAUUUUUAAAGGAAAUAAGUCGAGCUGGAUUUUUGUUAUUGUGUGAGUUUUGGAUUUGGAAGGAAAGCUAAAAACUAUCCAUACGUGUCUAAGAAAGCAAACAUCUCUGUUUCUGUGACGGAGUGAAUUUGGAAAAAGAAACACUCCCUUGGAACUAGAGCCCUUGAUUGCAUUUAUAAAUAUGUCUGCCGAGUGUCAUUAUAUUUCAGAACUCGUUUUAAUCGAAAAGUAAUUUGCAGAUUGUUUGGCGAGUCAGUUUCAACUUUCACGCUGACAUAUAAUUAAGAAAUUGCAAGUAUUCAUUAUUGUCUUGCAAAGUAUGCAUGCGUGUUACUUGUUAUUUACAUUGCAUAUCAAAAUCCCAUGACUAUUCGAUACUGAAAUCUGAUUUGGCGUUGACAGAAAACCUCUCUUUUCUCUGAAGUGUAAACUUUCCUUCCCUAUUUCAAAUACAGUGGGGUUUGGCAGCCAUCUGUUCAACACGGUAGAAAGGUUUGUUAUCCGUGAUUCAUCAUUUAACGUGGAUCCGCGUGCGUUGUCAUCGCAAAAGUUGCUCUUCAAACUAAUUAAACAGAGUGUCAUUCCGUCGCGCCUACAAAAUUGAGUUAACGCGGAGCCUCGGGCACGCCGUCGUCAGCGCAAAUAUGCCGAGCUUGUGGACUUUAACGCAGUAAGAAAAUGCCAAACCGUGAAUUUCGAAUAAGGUCCGGGAGAGGAAAGGGCGAAGCAAUGACGACACCGAAGCAGAUGAUGAAAAUAAGGUUGUGUAUCCAGUAAGUGCCGAUAGUCCACCGCACUUUCUCUCCUGUGGAUGGUCUGAUCGCGCUCGAGCCGUUGAGGUGAUGGUCGCGAGGGCGUCCCGGUGCUGAGCGGAGACGACGGCCUCGGAAGCCCCACCCCCUUGCACCCUCCUGGACCCUUCCUCCCCCCUCCGCCCUCACGCCCCCAGCGCUGCUUUCUCCUCGCCCUCCCCGUCCUCCUCCUCCACCCGCCCUGACCUCCCCUCCCCCCUCUCCCUCCCGUUUCGUAGCAGCAGCCUCCCUCCCCCGCCGCGCCCGCGUCCGCCGCAAGCAUGUUCCGGUCGUCGCGGCUGCGGGUCCACACCUGCAAGAUCGUGCUGGUGACGUCGCUCGUGUGGUUCGUGAUGGACGUGGCGGUGAUCAUGUACUACAGCGACUGCUCGACGGGCUCGGCUGGGGCUGCAGAGCGACGCAGGACCGCGAGAGCCGCGCCGACCACCACCGCACCAACAAGGGCCGAGGCAUCCGGAACCACCGCGCCGACAACCACGACGUCGACCUCGAGGGCUUUAAACUGGACUACCCGCCGGAGGAGCUGCAGAAGUGGGUGUCGCGGCCGCCCGUGCCGGAGCACCCCGGCCUCCCCGGGGAGAUGGGCAAGCCCGUGAGGACGCCGCCGGGGCAGGAGGCGCUCAUGAAGGAGAAGUUCAAGCUGAACCAGUUCAACCUCCUCGCGUCGGACUCCAUCAGCCUGAACCGGUCGCUUCCCGACGUGCGCCUCGAAGGAUGCAAGACCAAGAAGUACCCUCCCCUGAUGCCGACCACCUCCAUCGUGAUCGUCUUCCACAACGAGGCCUGGUCCACGCUGCUCCGUACCGUGUGGUCCAUCAUCCAGCGCUCCCCACGGCCGCUGCUGCAGGAGAUUCUGCUCGUGGAUGAUGCGUCUGAGAGAGACUACUUGGGCGAGGAGCUCGAGCAGCACGUGAAGACCCUGCCCGUGCCCGUGCGGGUGCUGCGAACCGUCGAGAGGUCCGGCCUGAUCCGCGCGCGUUUGCUGGGCGCCUCUCAGGUCAAAGGUCAAGUCAUCACCUUCUUGGAUGCCCACGUAGAGUGCACCGAAGGCUGGCUGGAGCCGCUGCUGGCAAGGAUCGCCGAGGACAGAACAAGAGUCGUGUGCCCAAUAAUUGACGUUAUCUCAGAUGAAACGUUUGAGUAUGUGACGGCUUCAGAUAUGACUUGGGGCGGCUUCAACUGGAAAUUGAACUUCAGAUGGUAUCGCGUUCCUCAACGAGAGAUGGAAAGGAGAGGAGGUGACCGCACACAGCCACUAAGAACUCCAACUAUGGCAGGUGGUUUGUUCUCCAUUGAUAAGGAAUACUUCGAGAAAAUUGGACGCUACGAUGAAGGAAUGGAUAUCUGGGGAGGAGAGAACUUGGAAAUGUCCUUCAGGGUUUGGAUGUGUGGGGGUACGCUAGAGAUCGCCACUUGCUCCCAUGUCGGGCAUGUGUUCCGCAAGUCAACCCCGUAUACGUUCCCUGGGGGCACUUCCAAAAUUGUAAACAAAAACAACGCUCGUCUUGCGGAGGUCUGGCUGGACGACUGGAAAGAAUUCUAUUACAGCAUAAAUCCAGGCGCACGAAGUGUUGAUUAUGGUGAUGUCAGCCCACGGAGAAAGUUGCGAGAAGACCUGAAGUGCAAGAGCUUCCGAUGGUUCCUGGAAAACAUUUACCCCGAGUCUCAGAUGCCUCUUGAUUACUAUUAUUUGGGAGAGAUUCGCAAUGUAGACACACAGAGCUGCUUGGACACUUUAGGUCGCAAGAGUGGGGAGAACCUUGGCACCAGCUACUGCCAUGGUCUCGGAGGCAACCAGGUAUUUGCGUACACAAAACGGCAGCAGGUUAUGUCAGAUGAUAACUGCUUAGAUGCUUCCAAUCCAAGUGGGCCUGUUAAGCUUGUCCGGUGCCAUGGUAUGGGUGGAAACCAGAUGUGGACCUAUAAUGAUCAGGAUGGAUCACUCCGACAUGUUAAUUCUGGGAGAUGUCUACAAAAGCCUGAUGCCCGUGAUGUCACUUUACCUGUCUUGAGGCCAUGUGAUGGAUCAGCAGGUCAACAAUGGGUUAUGAAAGGCUCCUUCAAGUGGCAGGCUAACUGAGUGUAUGUCAUGACUGUUAUUUCAGAUGGUUACUGAAUUUCCCAGUAAUUCAUCUAUAUUGUACAUUAGCGGACUGAGUAGUAGCUGACUGUGAAAUGCCUACACAUUUUCAAUUUACAGGGUAAAAUUUGUGAACUGUAUUUUGAAAUGUUGUAUGUGCUUUGUAUCCUUUGGGUAUACAAUCAUUAAAAAAAAAGAUAUGUAAAACUAUGACGUACUAUGAACUUGUGUAUUUAAAAUGUGUAUCUUUAUGGAGAUUCAUGGUAUAUCAGUAGAUAAUGCUUUAAAUUAUAUGAUGUGAAAUAUAGGUAAAUUUCUACUGGUUGUGAAUAAUGGACCAGCUACUUAAAGAGCUCAAGGUCUGUUUUUCCAAGAUCUUGGACUAUGGACAGAUAUACCAUCCAUAAUGAAGCUAACAUUGUUUCAUCUUUUGUACUUAAUACACUUUUGAUUAAUGAAAGAGACUUACACAUAGUGAUGGUUAUACUAUCUAAUUCUCUGGGCAUGGCAGAAAGAUUUACUUCUUAAGAAAUUAAUGUAUAAAACUAAAAAUUGUAUUUGUUCUUUCUGGAUUAGCAAAUGAUAAAAUAUAAUACCACGGAGUGGGGUUAUAUGUAAAGUUUGAGAAAAUUAAUUUUUUCAAGUAUGAAGUUUUGUUAAGAUUUGAUUGCAAAAGGAACGGAUAAAAGCAGUCUUAUAUUCCUGCCAAAAUAUAGAAAGAUUAUAAUACAUAGGUUCAAAGAAGAAAACUAUUUUGUGAGCUAGAAAUUAAUAUUACAUAAAUAUGAUGAUCAAUAUGGCAAUUAGUGUAAACAUACAUUGCAUGUUGUACCAAUAUUGAAAAUAUCUACAGAUACAGUGAAGUAUGUAUAUAUAAUGUAAAUAUGAUAUUAUCCUGUAACUUCCAUAGUUAUAUCUUCCUGUAUUUUCUGUCCAGGUAAGAAUGUGUAACUAGUGCCUUCUAAGAAAGCCAGAGAAGGUUUUGUGUUGUAAUGGAAAACCUGGCAUAUAAAAUAGGACUAUACCAUAGGAGUUGGUGUUGAUGGCCAUUCAUAUUAGUAGGAAAAGGUGCUGAGUAUUUUUUUUAAACCACAAAAAUCCAAUAAAAUUCAUUUGGCAGUAGGUCACACCAGUUGUGAUUUAUGGGACUAAAAUUGUAUAGUAAAAUGGAUUGUCAACUUCCCAAGAUUUAUAACACUAGACUUUCCACUUUAAAAUUAAAAGACUUGUGAUUUAUCUUUAAUAGAUCUCCUUUCAUUAGCAUUCAAAUUACAGUGAUGUGUAAUAUAUAUUCAUGAACUUAGAGAUAUUUUUGACAGUUUGAUUUAAUGUGACGUAUAGAUUUCAUUUUAUUAUUUUUAAUACAAAGCAAGAGUUUAUGAUCAAAUAAGGCUUUGUAUAUGAUCAGUAGAGAAUAAGAACAAAAAAUAUAUAAAGAUCUUCCAUAAAUUAGGUGUAACUGAAAAUAUAAGAACUACUUGAGUUUAUAAAGUGCGCUCAGUGAAUUCUAAACCUCUUUGAAGCCAAAUUUGUGAACAAUAUUUCCAACAAAAUGUAAUUACUGUUUAAGAGGUUAAAUUGUAUGAUUAGUAUGCUCAAUGAACUUGAAUCUUUAUGUUAAGCAGAUUUUUUUGUGCUAUCAUGAAGAAACUGUGAUAAUUGCACAAAAUUUAUCACUGCAUAAGAUUGGUACUGUCAAUUAGGGUAAUUAUUUAAAAAUUGCAUACAGAGAAGCUCAUAUUAUGGUAUUUAAUGUAUCAAAAUUGGGAUAUGGUAAAUAUAAUCAAUGAAAACGGCUAUACAACUCCAUUGUUUUGCAAGAACAUCAGACCUUUAAAGUGAAGUGAUCUAUACUUAAUUGCCACUAAUGAGCCAUUUAGAAAUUUGUGCAGAAUAAAUUAAGGAGUAAAAAUAUAUUACAUUACCACGAUGUGAAUUCUCAGUAUGUUGAAGAGUUUUCUCGUGUCAUAAGAAAUUUGUUUAUUUCUCAGGUUACUAUUUUGAAUGAUAAGUAGACUUAGUCAGGUUAACGAUGCUGAAACAAACAAGACAACAUAUUAAGAAAGUACUUGUGUAACUGACUUUUUUAUUACAGAACCUAAACAAUGAAGGAUAAUAUUGCUAUUUUAACCCAUGGAAAGAAAAGUAUAGGAUUGUGAAAUUGAAUUGAUAAAUGUAUUUGUGAAAUGAGGAAAAAAGGUGAAAAAAUGUUGAAAGUUAACCCAAACUUCAUUGAUUGUCAACUAUGAAUACAUGAUUAUUUAUUAUUGUUAUCAUUCUUGUCUUGUUGAAAAGUCAUGAUGGUGUGACAAUGGUUGUGAUUUUUUUUGUGUGCAUUUUUUUCUUCAUUUGCGGUGGUGGGACUAGUCUUCUUUUUUUCUCUUUUCUGUUGUGAAGUAAUUAGAUAAUAUUUUUCAUGGGUAUGGAAAGGUCUUGAAAGAGAAUCUGUAGAGAGGGAUCUGAAUGUUCUGACUUGUAAUACUUUUCAUGAAAUCGAUUCACUAGGUCCAUCAUCAUCUAGACAAGUGUUUUUAGUCAUGAUUCAUCCAUCAAUAUCAUAAGAAAAAAAUCUUGACCAUAUUGGGUUAGCCUGAAUUAUUCCUUGUGCCAAGAUUCUCGGUAAAAAAAAAAAAAAAAAUUUAAACGAAUUGUAGUAACUUUGGAUAAAAGUAAAGGUAUGCAUAUGUCAUUAGUGAUUCAUAAAGUUAUACAAUUGCCAUUGGAGAAUUAGUUAAUAAUUAGAUUAGUUCCUUAGUACUAAAAAAGCUCCUUUUAGCCCAAUGAUUCUUGAACGGACAAGUAGAAAUGACAUGCAGAACUUCAAGGUAAUAUAUUUCUAUAUAUGGUCAUGAUUUUUUUGUUGUUGUUAUGCUACCACUAAACAUUAUAUCACAGCUUACUUUUUAACAAGCAGAUUCCCCCCAUUAACAGUGAACUGGAAUAUGUGAGGUACAACUUUUAGUGGGUUUCCCUUAAAAAUACCAUCAAUUCAGAGAAAAGAUAUGUGCUCUGUUAUUUUUCCACAUUCCAAUAAUAUCCACUUUCAUGCUUGUUUAAUAGGAAAGAAAAUUCCUUUGUGUGAGAUGCAUUUGUUUUGUGUUGUAUAUUAAGUUUGCUGAAUUUGCUGAAUGAAUGUGUUAUAAUCCACAAUGUAACCCUUCCAUAUAAUAUUUUAUAACCUUAUUGGUUGUAAAACUUUAUAAAAUAAGAAAAUAUGUGCCAAUGAGGAAUUCAAUAUUGAAACUUCAUAAGUAAAUAAGUAUGCCAAGGAGUGUCAUGUAGUAUGAGUGACCAGCUAAUUAUAUUUGUGAUAGAUAAAAUCUGCAAGAACUGGACUUAUUAGGAAAUGAGCAUGAAAGUGGUGUUGUCUCUUUCCCAUUGGUAUUCUCUCUAUGUAGUGGAUCAUUCCAUAAUGCACCAAUGCAUUAUUUUCUUUCUUUAUCCAAGAUAUACAUCAUACUUGAUUCUGUCAUGUGAUUUUGAUUGUUUUGAUAUUGUACAGUCUUCAUCAUUCCAGUAGGAAUGGUCUUUUCGUGAAAGCUUGUUUUCAACCUUGGAAGUUUUUGACUAGAUGGAAACAGAAAAUUCAUCGUAUACAAGAGAAAUCUUGAAUGAACUUCAGGCUUACAGGCAAUGUGAGAAGUGUGUAGUUUUGAUUACAAAAUGUGAUUUAUAUAUAAACAGUAUGCACUUCACAAAGCUUGACUAAAAUAGAGACAAAGGCAGAUAGUUCCAUUUAGUGUUUACAAAACAGGAUGCUGGAUUUCCUGGUGAUCAUGUUUUAUCAAGAUUAGGUUGCAUUUGCAGUGCACAAUUAGGGUUUUCUUUCCCCUUGGCAAUUUUGUAUUUUGUGUGUGAUUCUGGAAGAUAUAUUUUGUAUAUAUAUAUAUAUAUUAAUAUGUGUGAUUAGUGCAAAAUUUGAAAACUCAUGGCAGAAAGUGAUAUUCCACUAACUCUAGCAGGUGUACGAGAAGUGAAUGGUCUAAAAAAAGAAAAGGAGAAAAAAAAUCCUGUAAGUCCUCUUCCAUCUUUGUGUGGCAGAGUGUCUGAAUGAAUGACCCAUUAUUUAAAUCUGAUGCUCAUUCAUAUAUUGUUGUUUGCCUAAUGAAGUGUGGUUGUGAUUCUCUAUAUAAAUUUUUCUUGCUGUGAUAUUCCUCCUUUAUAAUGGAACCUACAGUUUUGAUUAAUUUAUAUAAGAGAAGCAAUGACCAUGUUUCAGUACAUUGUAAGAUCUGUGAUCAUAUUCUUACAUGCAUUGGGAUGGUUGUUUAAUUUAAACAGUUUGAUUUUGAAGCAAUAUUAAAUUUUCAUUUGUUUUUAUGAAAUUUGAAAGCUAUGCUCUACUUUAUAUUUAUAAAGAUACAUGGCCUAUUUGUUAGUUUUUGGUUUUGAAACCAAUGAUAACUGAAGAUUCGAUAAUAUUUUUACUGCAGAUAAGGUAAACACCGAAAAUUAUAGAGCUAGUUUAAAGUCAUCCCUUAAACAUUAGCAAUGUGAUCAUCAUUCCAUAUUGCAGCCAUACACAAUUUACAUGGCAGUGGAUUAUGGUUACAUUUGUCUGCUGAAAUUAGUGGCCAUAUUCCUUUGUGAUGGCAUUUUAGCCAUAUUGCUUUUUGAAAUCCAGUCUGGAAAUGAACCUUGUAGAAUUACAUUUACAUAGGUGGCACCAACAUCAUUUUACUGAGAAGUUAAAUUCUUGUGCACACUUUUCCUUUUUUUUUUUUUUGAAGAAUGUUAAGUUUGCCUUUUUAAAUUUUAUAUUUAGUGACUGAGUUACUAUAAGUGCUAUGUUAAAAAUUCCUAAAUAUGGUGCUUAUUAAAGCCAAACAUUAAAGGUCUUUGAAGUGUAAAGUGACAAGAUGAAUGUUCAGGCAUUAUGACAUGCACUUAAGGUGCUUGCAUUCUACUUUAUUAUGUUGGUCAUUUUUUUUUUUUUUUUUCUAUUUGUAAACAUAACUUAGGCAGAUGAAAAGCGUGACAAGUGACUUGCUAAUAAUAAUAAUUGUUGCUUGUAAGAAAAAAAAUAUAAUUUAUUUUUAUAUGUAUCAUGUGUAAACCUUCAAUUUUUAUUAUAAAUCUUAUAACAAGAUCAUGUUUUCAUUAAUUAAUUUGAGUGUAAUAAAAAAAAUCAGUGGACAAGGAUUCUGACCUAUGGUGAAAUACCCAGAUGACUGUAUAAUUAAUUUUAUGUAAUCAAAGACUGUGCUGAUUUAUUGAAAUGUUGGGAAGAUUUGUGAAUAACUGUGUGUAUGUAUGGUGAUGGGAACCUUACAAAGUUUUUAAUAAAAUAUUUACAUUAA
This is a messenger RNA of Penaeus vannamei (Pacific white shrimp), 8312 nucleotides long. The record is from RefSeq and is a predicted model, not a curated record. Lineage: Eukaryota; Metazoa; Arthropoda; Malacostraca; Decapoda; Penaeidae.